UGACUUUACUUCAUAUGCCAAUCGUUCGUUCGUUGCAACCCGGAAGCACAACUUGGACAACGCCCUUGAGGAUGCAAUCAAGUCAAUCAACAUUAAACCAUCAUUGAUUGGCUUUAUCUCGAAAGGCAUCGCCCUCUGCGCCAAAGGUCACGUCCGAGAAGCAAGGGUAGCAUUUGACGUCGCAUCGAUGUUCACGAACCAAAAUUCAGAAACCAACCAAUUUCUUCUCUUGAUCAAGGCCAUUGUACUCUUCAAUGCAGAUCAACACGAGGAAGCAAUGCUGCUCAUCAAAGACCUGGCUGCCGCUUGUCCGGAUGUCGAUCCUCUCGCGCGUCGUGUCGUGGAAACGUAUCUAAGUGUUCAGCUCGGAAUCAAAGCUUUUGAUGGCGCGCGUCACGACGAAGCCGCUGAUCACUUCGCCGCCGCCGCCAACUCAGGCGCUUUCUCAUCAAAAUUCAUGCCUCAGAUGUACGAGGACUUGACUGUGCUCUUUGGCUGGGAUCUCGAGUCAUCCUUGCUAACUACACACCAGAAACGGUGCCAGGCAUUCCUUUCAGCAGGUAAAUUCGACGAAGCUCUCGAAGCACACAAAUACAUGAUGGACGCCAUCGACAACAUUGCGAAGGCCAGCUGUCUCGAUUGGUCGAACGAGUUCAAGGAGAAAUGCAGCACGCUCGCUGCGCACAACGACCGUAUUCUUGGUGCAGAGACCCCCAGGCAAGAUCACGAUGGCUAUGAUGUAGAACCCAAUUUCUUCCAUGGAAUGCAUCAAUAUUCUCAGAUUUCCCAGCCAAGACUUCAGCAGCGAGCUGGGCGCCUUGGGCGCCUCAAAAGACUGAGGCUCGCUAUGACGAGGAGGCCUCAGUCAGUUCCUGUACCUGCACCUGCACCACCCGCCACCUCACCACCAGUCGCCGCCGCCGCCACCUUCAAAACUCACCUGCGACGCCUAUUUACCCUACCACUCCAUCAUGCAACGCCACCUGCUGUCGACGUUCCUUUUGCCCAAGGUCGACAGCGCAAUGCUGCAGCGGGUGCUCCUGGGAGUGACGACUCCUUGAUACGUGAUGAAGACCCUCCUUCACAGGAUCCCAAUAUGCAACAGCAACAGCAACCAGUAGCAGUUCAGGUAGACACCGGCGAACAUGGAGGCGGACUGUCCUGUUGCUGCUGCUAGAAGCAUUGGUGAAUGACCAUGGGUAUUUCAGUUUUAUCGCUCAUCUUGUCAUGAUAUCCACAUUGGCUUGAAGCGGUAGUUUAUCGAUAAGCAUCAGCAUCCUUUAGCUCACUUUUUGUCCUCCUCCGAGUCUAUAGCUGAUUGUGAACCUUGAUUCCCUCAUAUGUAGAUCUUGACUUGCACAUAAGUUAUUGAUUACUGAGUUUCAGAUAUUGUGCUCA
Messenger RNA from Suillus plorans, 1398 nucleotides. RefSeq lists its product as uncharacterized. Lineage: Eukaryota; Fungi; Basidiomycota; Agaricomycetes; Boletales; Suillaceae. The record is from RefSeq and is a predicted model, not a curated record. The transcript has 9 exons. The coding region runs from base 188 to 1177 and encodes 329 amino acids.